AUGACUCGUCGAUUCCAUACAUUUACAAUUUUUAUAACAAGCACAACAAUAGCAACAGCAGCCGCCGCAACAUUUGGUCUGACACGUUUGAUUUAUCGACGACAAGAGAAUUCUUCAAAUGAAAAUAAUACAACUAAACUAUCAUCCAUAGUACUUGAAUCAAAACAUGAUUUAAUUGAUAAUAAAUUAUCAAAUAAAGAUAAUAAUGUAUAUAUACCAAUUGAAUCAACUAAUGCUGUUAUAACUGCAAUUUAUCAACAAGCUUUACAUUAUAUAAAAUUAACACAUUCAACAAGUACUCAUAUAUAUGAACAUGGUCUUAGUCAUUUAGCUAAAUUAAAUAAUUUACCUUCAAUUUAUUAUUCAAUUAUUGGUCAACAACUUGAUUAUCAUUCAGCUAUAAAAUUAGCACGAACAUAUGAAGCUAAUUCAAAUUUAUUUCCUAUUGGUCCACCAUAUAUAUUUUCAAUUGGAAAUAAAAAAAUACUUUCUACUGGUAAUAUAGAUAAUGUUAAUGAUGAUGAUGUACUUUUACAUACAAUAAAACAAUUUCUUGAUAAAUUAAUUAAUGAAAAAAAACGUCCAUUAGAUAUAUUAAGUCAAUAUUAUCUUAAAUUAUUACAAUCCUAUAUGGAUGAUAUUCAUUCUCAAACUGUAUUUGAUCUUGUUCAUCAUUUUGAAGCUGAACAUGCUGAUAUAUCAUCAAAAGCAAUAAAACGUUAUCGAUCAAAUCUUGAACUUUAUUCAAUGUUUCUUUAUGCACUUCGUGGUUAUGCUGAUCGUUAUCCACUUGAUGUUAUAAAUUUUAAUGGUUUACAAAUAUUAAAAUAUUUAUAUGAAAAACGAAAAGAAAAUAUACCAUUUAUAAGAUUUCUUGGAAAAAUUCUUUUAUUACUUAGUCGUGAUCAACAAACACAUGAUGCAUUCUAUGCCGUUGGUUGGGUUAGAAUUCUUCAUGAUAUGGCAUUAGAUAAGAAUAAUAUUAUUUAUUCAUUAUUGGCUUCAACUAUUUUAGCAAAUCUUGAUCGACCUAUACAUGAUAACACAUUAAUAGAUGAAGGAAAAAUUUCCAUUAAUAAAAACAUAAAAACGUUACAUCUACCGUCAGAAAUUAGUAAUCAUGAAUUAAUUGAAGCGGAACAAAAAUCAGAAGAAAGAAAAGAAAUUUUAUAUGAAAAAAAUCAAUCAUUAUCAAAACAAUCAAAUCUUAUCGAUAAAUUUAUACGUCAUAUAUGGUAUACAAGACCAAUUUCUGAUGAAGAUGAUGAUAUAAAUGAAAAUAAUAAAACUAUUGAUGAUCAUAUUGAAAAGAAAAUUUCUGCACCAGAUAUUGAUACAACUCAUCAAAUAACUGAUAAUAAUAAAAAAAUAAUAGAACAACAUGAAUUAUCUUCUAUUCCAUCAUGGUUUAAUGAUCAAGUCUAUGGUGAUAAAAUUAUUCUAUUCAGUCCAACAAUGUAUAAUAUUCAACAAAUCGAUCCUAAUGUACGUUGGCAUCAAGAACCAAUUAUUGAUAUUAUUUUUUUUCAUGGUUUAGCUGGUUCAGCUUUUAAAACAUGGCGACAAGAAGUUGAACAAUCAUUAGAAAAUAAAACAUUACCAAUAACUGAUGAAUCUCCUAUAGAAGAAGAAGAAGAAGAAAAUGAUGAAGUAUUAGAAGUUCGUGAAGAAACAAAUUGGAAUAAAACAAAAAUUGAUAUACCAUCACAUUCUAUAUUACAAAUUAAUGAAAAUCAACCAUCAUCAUGUUGGCCAAAAGAUUGGUUAAGUAAAGAUAUUUCAACAUCACAUAUACGUAUGUUAGCUGUUGAUUAUGAAUCAAUUGUUUCUGAAUGGCAAAUACGUUCAUUACCAAGAAAUAUUAUACGACGAUCAAUGUAUGAUCGUGCAAAAGAAAUUGCUGAACAAUUAAAACAAGCUGGAGUUGGAAAACGACCAAUUAUAUGGGUUGCACAUUCAAUGGGUGGUUUAUUAACAAAAUAUAUUUUAACAAAUGAAGAAAAUCAAGAUAUAAUAUCAAAUACUCGUGCUUGUAUUUUUUUUUCAGUACCACAUUUUGGUGCUGAAUUAGCAUCAUUUGGUAUUCGUCAUGCAUUUAUUGUUCGACCAACAGUUGAAAUUGAAGAAUUAGAACCAAAUAGUAAAAAUCUUCUUAAUUUACAUGAAAAAUUUCUUGAUAUACUUAAAACUCAUGAUAAUAUAAAAAUUUUAAGUUUUGCUGAAAAUGAAAAAACAACAUUUUCAUUACGUUAUCAAACUGUUGUUGUAACAUCUGAAAGUUCACAAAUAAAUAUUGGAAAAUUUUUUAUAUUAAAUAAAAAUCAUAUUUAUGUAUGUAAACCAAAUUCAAAAAAUACUCUUGAAUAUCAAGAAUUACUUGAUCUUAUACAAACAAUUUAUUAUCAACGUAAAAAUGAACUUAAAACUGAACAAAUUAAAUUAACAGAAGAUCUUCUUAAUAAUUUAUAUACAUAUUCAUCACCUAUAGAAGAUGAUACACAAUAA
Messenger RNA from Rotaria sp. Silwood1, 2505 nucleotides. NCBI's taxonomy places the organism in Eukaryota, Metazoa, Rotifera, Eurotatoria, Philodinida, Philodinidae. The record is from the annotation of a GenBank genome assembly.